CAACCAUUCAAUAUAAUAAAACGUGUUCCCUUUUCUUUAUCUGUUCACAAAAGAGCAAAUCGGAGUUAUUUUUUUUUUAAAUUUUCACUAAAUUAAGAAUAGUAGCUUUGUCGACAAAAUUUUUUGAAGUUAAAAAAUGGCUGAAUGCGAUUGGGACGAAGUUACUGUGAUACGCAAGAAGGCCCCCAAGUCAAACCAGCAGCUGAAAACGCAACAAGCAAUUAACGCUGCUCAAAGACAGGGACUAGAAAUAGAAACCUCUAAAAAAUUCAAUGCUGGUCACAACAAGCAGCAUGUCGGGGACAAGAACACUGCAAAACUGGACAGGGAGACAGAAGAAUUGCACCACGAGACAGUUGGAUUGGACGUUGGCAGACUCAUUCAACAAGGGAGACAGGCUAAAAAUUUAACUCAAAAAGACCUAGCUACUAAGAUCAAUGAAAAGCCUCAAAUAGUUAAUGAGUACGAAAAUGGCAAGGCUAUCCCAAACCAGGUCAUCCUAGGCAAGAUGGAAAGAAUCCUCGAUAUCAAACUUAGAGGCAAAGAGAAAGGCCAGUCAUUGCAUGCAAAAGGAAAAUGACAUCCAAUUCGUGUCAAAUAUUUUUUUCUCACGUUGUUAUAACUAAUUAUUUUGCUCAUAAUAAUAAACAUUGUUUCUGGCAAACUAUGGUUCACAAGUUUUUGUUUGAUGCUGAUACAUAUUGAUUUGCUCCGCUAACAUUUUCAAUCCUAUCAUCCUUAUUUUUUACUAAAUUAACAAUAAAAAUCGUAAAAUGUUUUAUAUUUAAGAGAUAAACAUGGCGAGAUUUCAUUGAUCUUAUAUUUGUCAUGAAGAAAAAUUGCAUAACAAA
Messenger RNA from Helobdella robusta, 851 nucleotides. RefSeq lists its product as hypothetical. Bases 137 to 580 code for a protein of 147 amino acids. The record is from RefSeq and is a predicted model, not a curated record. Gene Ontology annotation, cellular component: nucleus. Gene Ontology annotation, molecular function: DNA binding. The transcript has 5 exons. Lineage: Eukaryota; Metazoa; Annelida; Clitellata; Rhynchobdellida; Glossiphoniidae.